UACCACAAUGUUGAAGGAAAUAGCUGUCAUCCUUGGAUUGUGUCUGGUCCUUGUGUCUGCAAGGACAAGCUGCAAAAGAGAUGACGAAUGUGGAAGUGGGGAGUGUUGUUACUACCACGAGGGACCAAUGAUCAUGAGCCGUAAAAGACAGCAGCUCAACCAGAUAGCACUACCACAAGAUCUGAUGAAUCUGCACCAGGGAGGCUAUUGUGAGCGGUACAAGCUUGAGAACGAGAGUUGUAACAUGUUUGGUAAAAUGAAUGGUCACUGUGAAUGCGGGCCAGGACUGUCCUGUCAGUUCGUGUCAUCCGGGCCGGCUUUAUUGGGUCCCGACUCUAUUGUCGCCAGCAAGAGAAGCAUGGUGUACCAGGGACCCGGCAGAUACUUGUGUGUUCAGCACUGAAUAAAGAUAUGAUUUAAAUAAGA
Ylistrum balloti is the source of this 426-nucleotide messenger RNA. RefSeq lists its product as uncharacterized. Bases 8 to 403 code for a protein of 131 amino acids. The record is from RefSeq and is a predicted model, not a curated record. The transcript is spliced from 3 exons. Lineage: Eukaryota; Metazoa; Mollusca; Bivalvia; Pectinida; Pectinidae.